AUGAAUGCGUCGUUCUAUCGCUGCCAGGCAUCCCCCUGGGUGGAAAAGGGCUCCUCGGCGACGAUGGGCGGCGUGCUCUUCACUGCAGGGCUGCUGGGCAACCUGCUGGCGCUGGUGCUGCUGGCGCGGUCAGGCCUGGGGUCCUGCCGGCAGCGGCCGCUGCACCCUCAACCCUCUGUCUUCUACGUGCUAGUGUGUGGCUUGACAGUCACCGACUUUCUGGGCAAGUGUCUAAUCAGCCCGGUGGUCCUGGCUGCCUAUGCGCAAAACCGGAGCCUACAGGAACUGCUGCCUGCCGGGGGCAAUCAAUUAUGUCAAGCCUUCGCCUUCAUUAUGUCCUUCUUUGGGCUAGCCUCGACGUUACAGCUGCUGGCUAUGGCGCUGGAGUGCUGGCUGUCUCUGGGACAUCCCUUCUUCUACCAAAGGCACAUUACCCUGCGCAGGGGAGUACUGGUGGCGCCUAUUGUGGGAACCUUCAGUUUGGCUUUCUGCGCACUCCCCUUCACUGGCUUUGGGAAGUUCGUACAGUACUGCCCGGGCACCUGGUGCUUCAUCCAGAUGGUCCAUGAGAAGCGCUCGCUGUCGGUUCUCGGCUUCUCUGUGCUCUACUCCAGCCUCAUGGCGCUGCUAGUCCUCGCUACCGUGCUCUGCAACCUGGGUGCCAUGCACAACCUCUAUACCAUGCACCGGCGCCUGAGGCGCCACCCUCGCUCCUGCCUCAGGGACCACCCCCAAGCAGGCUCAGGUCAUAGGCAAGAGUCCCCGCAUCCCCUGGAGGAGCUGGACCACCUCCUGCUGCUGGCUCUGAUGACAGUGCUCUUCACUAUGUGUUCCCUGCCUUUAAUUUAUCGUGCUUACUAUGGAGCAUUCAAACUUUCGGACACAACUGAAGGAGACUUGGAAGAUCUCCUGGCCUUGCGUUUUCUGUCUGUGAUUUCAAUCGUGGACCCCUGGAUUUUCAUCAUUUUCAGGACUUCAGUAUUCCGGAUGUUAUUUCACAAGAUUUUCAUAAGACCUCUGGUCUUCAGAAACUGGCACAGCCAUUCCUACCAAUCUAAGACGGAAUCCACUCUGUGAGGACUCUGUGUGCUCUGAUAAGCUGAAAAUAUACCACACACUCAAAGGACUAUGAUUGGAAAAAACCUACAGUACAAUCAUUAAAAAUUACCUCCCU
Molecule: messenger RNA, 1174 nt
Organism: Cricetulus griseus (Chinese hamster)
Lineage: Eukaryota; Metazoa; Chordata; Mammalia; Rodentia; Cricetidae
Source: RefSeq, a predicted model, not a curated record